UCUCUCUCCACUUCUCAGAUUUGUAUCUACCUUGCCCCCUUCCAUCUCUCUCUUCCUUUGUGGUAUAUAAUACACAGCAACUCAACAAUACAGUGGAUCAGAUCAAUGUGGGUUUUUUAAUAUAUUUUCUCUUAUCAAGAAUCCUCUGAUCCGUCAAAUACCCAUCAAUCAAUCAAAUCCAAACACACCCAAAAGAAGAUCGAUCAACAACAAGAAGAAAAAAAAAGAAUGUCAAUGUCGAUGUCUUCCCCUUCAGCUGCUUUUUCACCGGACCACCUCUCCCCCUCCGACCAUCUCUGUUAUGUCCAAUGCGAUUUUUGUAACACUGUCCUCGCGGUCAGUGUUCCUUACACGAGCAUGUUCAAGAUCGUCACCGUUCGAUGUGGUUACUGCACAAAUCUCCUGUCUGUGAACAUGCGCUCUCUCCUCCUUCCGGCCGCGAACCAGCUUCAGCUCGGCCCUCACUCCUUCUUCAACCCUCAGAACAUUCUUGAGGGACUAAGAGAUGCACCAUCCAACGUGAAUAUGCUCAUGAAUCAGCACCCUAGCCAAAAUGACAUGCCGUCCUUCAUGGACAUUCGAGGCCUUGAUCAGCAACUUGAGACUCCCAAAGCACCACCGGUUAACCGACCUCCGGAGAAACGACAGCGAGUCCCAUCCGCUUAUAACCGCUUCAUCAAGGAAGAGAUCCAACGUAUCAAAGCUGGAAAUCCUGAUAUAAGCCACAGGGAAGCCUUUAGUGCAGCUGCCAAGAAUUGGGCCCACUUCCCACACAUACAUUUCGGGAUUGCGCCAGAUAAUCGACCCGUGAAGAUGGCUGGGAUGACCAACCAGGAGGGAGAGGACGGCGUCAUGAAAGAAGGGUUCUACGCUCCUGCAGCCAAUGUUGGAGUGGCUCCCUAUUAGACGUACCAUCGAGGAAUAUAUGGAAAAUCCGUUUUAGGGUUUCUUUCUUCAUGAACUAUUUAUAUCAUGUGUUAUCUUAUGUCGUGUAAUCAAUUGUUGUUUCUGGUGUUCAUGUUAAAUGGUCUUGUAUAACUAGGAGACUGUUUACACUAAGGAGCACUGAUUAUUAAUCCUUGCUUAUUAUUAUUAUUAUUAUUAUUA
Tarenaya hassleriana is the source of this 1107-nucleotide messenger RNA. Its product is annotated as axial regulator YABBY 1-like. Gene Ontology annotation, cellular component: nucleus. Lineage: Eukaryota; Viridiplantae; Streptophyta; Magnoliopsida; Brassicales; Cleomaceae. The coding region runs from base 229 to 906 and encodes 225 amino acids. The record is from RefSeq and is a predicted model, not a curated record. Gene Ontology annotation, biological process: polarity specification of adaxial/abaxial axis; abaxial cell fate specification; multicellular organism development. The transcript is spliced from 7 exons.